CGCUAAUGCUGAUCGGGCAGUCGGGACCUUUGCAUUGAAAUUUUCUCAAUUUUCUCAAAAGCCUCUGCAUUUCCUGUCAUUUUAUAAUUUUAUUCGCAUCUUGCAUCUUACUAAACAAUUUAAACAAUUUAAAACAACUUAAACAAAAUCCCUCGACACCCUUAGCAUUCAUUCAAAAUAAUUUCUAAGAGUUUGGCCAUUCUGCCACAUUACCAUCAUUUAUCGUGUCACGAGCGAUUUUUUAAAUUGUCUGUAUCUGUUUCGUCACAGUACCUGAUUAGCACGCGAGACCAUUUUUUUCGGUGCUAUUUUGAAACCGCUGCGAUCCUACGGAAUUUGUUAUCUCGGUCCGCACUCUCCGACCGACAUCGCAUACUUUCUUCUGCUAAACCUCAACGGUUGAACGUCCGGACGGACUUUAAAAAAAAAAACUGUAUCCGUAACGUCGAGUCUAUUCCUUGAGGAAGGGCUCUUUUAUCCCCUAACCAUCAAUCCGGCUCGUUUUGGGAUCGUCCGUCAGAGAUGAAGGUCUUUUCCAACACCCACACCUUCAACUACUCCUGGGAAGAAGUAUCUACCGCCAACUGGCGGAAAUACUGCCCUUGGAACGACAAGUCAACUCACGUCAUAGCCGUUGAUACUCUCGCUCGAGAAGUCGACCCAGCCACCGGCAUAUUACGAACGGAGCGUCUCAUCACCUGCAAGCAAUCAGCACCGGAAUGGCUGAAAUCUAUCAUCGGCUGCAUGGAGACGAGUCAGGUCUUCGAGACGUCUUAUGUUGACCCCGCCGCAAAGACCGUCACUAUGGUAUCGCAGAACAUCACCUGGGCAAAUAUGGUCAACGUUCAAGAGACGGUGGUUUAUCGCCCCCUAGAUGCCCAUAGGACACAAUUCGAGCAGGACGCCCGGAUAACGGCCCUGUGCGGUGGUUGGCAGAGGAUCAAGACCAGUAUCGAAGACAGCCUGGUUACCCGAUUCCGAGAAAAUGCGACCAAGGGUAAAGAGGGCUUCGAGUGUGUCCUUGCCAUGAGCCGACGCGUCUUCGCCGAGGAGCGGGAAAAGGAGAGGUUGCAAGUUGAAGGCAAGAUGAUGGCGUAGGUCUAGGAAUUUGGCAACCUACAAUUCCAUUCCAUUAAAUCACGACCACGACGUCCGUCAUGAACCAUACGACGAGUGGGAUAGACAACGACAUACCAUAUCCAUAACAAGAGCAUUUCCGGAGUAUUGAAGAGAGAAAAAAAAUAGGGGUGGUGAACUUGACUUGAAUUUUUGGUUUCGAAAAAGCACGGCGUUCCGGCAUACCCAACAACCAAACUGUGUUGCAUAGAAAAGGGGCUAUUUAGAUCGUCUACGUUCUGGUAUAGGCUGUAGGCAAUUUGCCUCGCCGCGACGGCCGAAGGAACGGGAGCACAGAUGUUAGACUUAGAUAUAGAGAAUACUCUGCUUAGAGCAAGGGAUAAGGAUAAUAAUACUCUUCUCCCAUUGA
Daldinia loculata is the source of this 1486-nucleotide messenger RNA. Its product is annotated as MSF1-domain-containing protein. Gene Ontology annotation, molecular function: phosphatidic acid transfer activity. Gene Ontology annotation, cellular component: mitochondrial intermembrane space. NCBI's taxonomy places the organism in Eukaryota, Fungi, Ascomycota, Sordariomycetes, Xylariales, Hypoxylaceae. Bases 523 to 1098 code for a protein of 191 amino acids. Gene Ontology annotation, biological process: phospholipid transport. The record is from RefSeq and is a predicted model, not a curated record. The transcript has a single exon.